GAAUGCGUCCAGCAAUAAGGUGCUGGAUCAGCUGUCACCAAAAUUUGACAUCUCAAAAGAAAUCGUAAUUAAAUUGCACGGCCUUCUUCUCUUUCUCCAAAUUUACUUGUAAAAACCUAGCCAUCUAUUUCUGAGUAAAAUGAAUUCUGCGCGGAAAGUGCUACCUCUUGCUCGUAUUUGUGCCAGACAGCUUGCACAAGAUGCUAAACAUGGGGAAGUAAAAGAAGUUCCAUCGAAAUACUUCGCUAGAUUGAAAGAAGCCCAGAAAAGAUUUCAGGUGGACGAUGGUGUUCCAAUUUUCCUCAAAGCAGGUUUACGAGAUAGAGUCUUGUAUCGAGCAACCGCAGCACUUACAUUUGUCGGGAUGGCCAUGUCGGCUCAAGUACUUUAUAGUUUAGCUAUCCGCUAAUGUUUUUAGUUAUUUAAGAAAGUAGAAAAAGUGUAAUAUCAUACCUUUAAUAUAGUGAUGUAUAAUCAGUGAUAA
Messenger RNA from Photinus pyralis (common eastern firefly), 484 nucleotides. It is a transcript of the gene COX7AL, whose product is annotated as cytochrome c oxidase subunit 7A2, mitochondrial-like. Gene Ontology annotation, biological process: mitochondrial respirasome assembly; regulation of oxidative phosphorylation; mitochondrial electron transport, cytochrome c to oxygen. The record is from RefSeq and is a predicted model, not a curated record. NCBI's taxonomy places the organism in Eukaryota, Metazoa, Arthropoda, Insecta, Coleoptera, Lampyridae. The transcript has 3 exons. The coding region runs from base 140 to 409 and encodes 89 amino acids.